This is a messenger RNA of Strongylocentrotus purpuratus (purple sea urchin), 4129 nucleotides long. Its product is annotated as ubiquitin carboxyl-terminal hydrolase 30-like. Gene Ontology annotation, biological process: protein deubiquitination. Gene Ontology annotation, molecular function: cysteine-type endopeptidase activity; cysteine-type deubiquitinase activity. Bases 211 to 1821 code for a protein of 536 amino acids. The transcript has 9 exons. Lineage: Eukaryota; Metazoa; Echinodermata; Echinoidea; Camarodonta; Strongylocentrotidae. The record is from RefSeq and is a predicted model, not a curated record. Gene Ontology annotation, cellular component: cytosol; nucleus.
UACAUUCUACGCGGUCACACCGGCAGAUAUUGUUCCCGUCACAAAAUCUCCGGCAACUCAUCACAUACAUUGUGCAUCUCACGCAUUAUUAUGAUAAUUUCGUCAUCGCCAAAUAGUGUUGUACCGCGUGGCCAACUAUAAUACAUGCAAAGCAAAUGAGAUUCUAUUUUGUGCGAACACGACAUCUCCGGAUAUGAGUUUGUCUUGAAAAUGAAAAAUUUCCACAGGCAAUCUGAGAGCCUUGUGCCAAUUAUUGGUAUAGGUGUAGCUGCAGCUGUUGCUUUGUUGUAUAUUCUAUGGAGCCCAGGGCCAAGCAGUUCCAAGAGAUCCGGAAAAAGAAGAAAAGUUGCUGGUCUAGAGAACCUUGGUAACACCUGCUACCUGAACACCGUCCUACAGAGCUUAGCAGCAUGUCCUGCGUUUCUUGCCUGGCUCAAUAGAGCCCUAAGGAGAGGGUGUUUCAAGGGGAGAGGCAAUGAGCUGGCUUACAGACUCUCUCGCACAUUGGAAGGUGUAAAUGAUUACUCCUCUGCAACGAUCUACUCACCCCAUGAGGUUCUUUAUUCUCUCUAUAAUCGAAACUGGAGAUCAGGACAAGAGCAACAGGAUGCUCAUGAGUUAUUUCAGUUUCUGUUGAGUGAGUUAAGUGAAGAUAGAGAGCAACCUCCCUCUCCUCUGCCCCUCAGUGAAGCUCCAAAGCUUGUGAAGCAUGUCUCGAAUGGCAGAGUGAAUCACUCGGGGUUGCGGUCUAGUAUCAAAGCUAACUUACCACGUGUGACCAUCAGAGAUGUGGACUCACCUUUCAGAGGUCUCCUAGCUCAUCACCUAUCAUGCACAAUAUGUGGAUACAAGAAUCCUGUGACCUACACCAGCUUUGACUGUCUCUCCCUACCGAUCCCUACCCUGUCUCUCCUCAGCACCCUCUCGCUGAAAUGUAUCCUAGACGGAUUCACCCACAUCGAGCUUGUCCAUGGCGUGGAGUGUGUAGAAUGCAGUAAGAUGGAGGAGGGGGGAGGAGGGGUGAGGACGGGGCAAGGAGAUGGGGACAGGCAGACGAGUGCAGGGACCAGUCCACAGACGAGCCCCCAAGCCAGUUCUAAGAGCGAAAAGUGCAAAAGAGUCUUCCAAAAACAGAUGACUAUUAGUAAGCUACCCCAGUGUCUUUGCAUUCACAUCCAGCGUGUCGGCUGGCAACCCGACGGUCUUCCUUUCAGGAGAGAGGAGCACAUCAUGUUCCCCGAGGUCCUCGACAUGAGCAGAUACCGGCUGGCAUCAGUCAACGCAACCUGCAAAAGUGGGAGUAUAGGGAUCACCAAGUCACUGCGCUUGGUUCAACAGACGACACUCGCAAAUGGUCAUAAAACGGUGACAGGCAGAAAAUCCAGUGCAUCAUCAAAUCACUCCUUCAUCGGAGACCGGUUUCUGUCUCCGUCUCGUCCUGCAUCAUUACGCUUGGUAGGAGGAGGAUGGAUACCAGCAGAGGAAGAGCAGGAAGAAGAAGAGAGGGAGGAGGAGGAGGAGGAAGAGGAGAGAAGAAUGAGCGCAGAGAAUACAACUCUUGAAGACGAUAAAGAGGGCUACCUAGAUGCAAACAGUCACAGCUCCAAACCCAUAGAAUCCAAAUACAAGCUGGCUUCAGCGGUGGUUCACGUCGGCAAUGCUUUCUCUGGACAUUUUAUGACAUAUCGCAGGGGGCCCAGCAAACCGAACGAACCUCUGAAUACACACUGGCUGUGUGUGUCAGAUGAGACUGUGUACACUGCUCAGAUAUCUGAUGUACUCUCGCAGAAGGCAUACAUGCUUUAUUAUCAGAGGGAGUGAGGUCAGACCCCUGUGGUCCUGUGGUCUGUUGUGCAAGGACAUGAAUUCAAGUCUCAUGCUGAAGCCUUCAGGACAUCACAUCUUUUGACCAAGUUACCAGGAUUAUAUGCCUUGGUAGAGGUCCAUCUGCAUCGCAAUCAAAUGAAUAUCAAAUUCGAAUUGUUGGGAGAGUACUGUAUGGAGAAUGUAUGGCAAAGCUACAUGAAUCCUUCCUUGCAGGUCAUGGAUUCAAGCCCCAUGCUAGAGCUUUGUAGAAUGUCAUGUCUUCGGACCUGUUUAUCUGGGUUGGAUGUCUUUGUGGAUCAGCCCACUUUCUCAAGCUUGUGGAAACCGCGCUCUAAAUUUAUGAAGACUGUAUGGUAAAAGCUGAUCAUCAGUAUAUUUCUACUGGACUAAUUUGAUUGGCCAGAGUGAGGAGACGGAAGCUAUUGAAAAGUUGCAAUAUUAUUACUGACGUUAUGUUUUGAGUGUACUACACUUGUAAGCUGUAGUAAAAGUUAUUGAUUUGCAGAGGUAAUUGUUUGAAAUAAUGUGUACAUGAGCUGAUGAGUUUUAAAAUAUUUUAAGCUGGAAUAUUCUUGAUGCACUGUAUGGAGACAAUCUAGACCAAUCAGCGGUACUUAUUAAACCUGUAGGUCAUGAUCGUCAUGGGGCAAUUUGGAUUUUUAAGGGGUUAAACUAUAAAUUCUAUGCACAUGUAUAAUAUACAACUUCAUCACAGGAGGUAAUAGCAAUGACCAAAAUUUGCAUAUCAGAUUGGGUCCUUACCUACUAGGUCCAAGAAGGUUAAAUACUACAGUUCUGGCUAAGGUUUGAGUAUUGGGUUGUAAAAACAUGUUUCUUGAUCAUUUUGCCAUCUGUUCAUAUCUCAUCUACAUUCUGCAUGAUUUUGAGGUGUAUUAGCCAAUAAUGAAUUUCUUAUUCGUUCAUUAUCAGCUCCAACUACUCACCGAUAGUUGCUGUUUUUUUGUACUCACUGAUAAGCCUUUGAAUGCCGGUGUUUCUGUGAGAAAGAUUUGUGACUUGUGUGUUUCAAGAAAAAGCACAGUAUUGAAUGGGUUAACAAUGGUUUGGAUGGGAAAUGUAUUAUAACUGCAUGUAGAAGUGUUCUUUGAGAAUGAGAUGGAUUUCUGUAACUUUCAUUAUCAUAGGUAUAUCAUGUAUAAACUCAGAUUAUCUUUUUUGCAUUCUCAGGAGUGUUUUAUAUGAUUGGACAUUAAACCAUGACAGUAUAACAGUAAGUUGCUACCAAGGCCUAUUAAAAGCAAAUGACGUGUCAAGUUCUGGCAAUCCUUGCACUUGGAGCUCUGUGAUAUAUUACAUAUAUAAAAACUCACUUUAUUUGUGUCUUUGAAACAAAAUCUAUUCCAAUUUCAACAUUUUGUUAUUUCUAAACAAAAUGAAUUUUAAUACAAUCGGUCAUUUAGGUUUAUAUAACUUGACAUUUGUUAAUACUUUUGUAAACAAAGUUGUUUCAAAAGUGAUAUUGCAAUGUUUUCUAGUGUUUUUCCAUCUCAUAACUAAAGUAAAUGCUCUGCCUUUGGAAAAUGGCACAACAGUGACACAAUACAAUUCUCGCUAUCGCCAAUAUAUUAAAAAACAUCCAUAUGCUACCGUCAGGCCCCAUAUCAAAUGUACUCCGGGAUAGUUUGGUGACACAUUCAUUUCCGAUCAAUUUACCAUGUUUGCGCUGUUUAUGCCGGCUUUGAUUGUGUGUAUGUGUACUUUCUUUUCCGACCGUAAUCGCAGCGAGUGGAUCAUUACAAAAAAUGUAUUGUUACAUAUACUAACAAUAAUAUAUUUGGAUCUGUGAUGGUCAAGAGCAAGGAGAAGCAUAGAAAAUAAUAACGUUCGUUGGCAAGUGCAAAAACUUAAAUUUAAGAGAAGGGCUUUCAUUGUUUAAUUCAAUAUGGUUGUCGAUAUGAUUUGGAGUAUCUUUCUACCAUCACAAAACUGCGAAACCUGGUAAUAGCUUUCAGACAAGCAAGUACAUGUUUGUACUAUGCUUAUGCAUAAUACGUGCUCGCCACUGUACACCGGAAGUAUGCAAGUCCAGGGAGCGACUUGAAAUUACUUUCAAGAGGUUUCAUCCGGGCAUUUGGGAGUAUUGGCGAUAGCAAUUGGUCCGUUUAAAUAUGCAUUGUACCACGAAGUGGGUUUAUUAGCUGAAGGUCUUUUGUCAAUAUGUUGUGGUUAGUUUGAUACAAUCUGCAACUUGCGUUGCUUAUGUUUAAUAGAUAAAGCACUCAAAUUAUCUACUCAUAUUUGAUUUACAGAUUAUAUAAAAUAAAUUUAAGUUUCUUUUCUA